This is a messenger RNA of Ilex paraguariensis (yerba mate), 801 nucleotides long. The record is from the annotation of a GenBank genome assembly. Lineage: Eukaryota; Viridiplantae; Streptophyta; Magnoliopsida; Aquifoliales; Aquifoliaceae.
AUGGCUACGAUAGGGAUGAUGGACAGUGCGUAUUUUGUUGGAAGGAAUGAGAUUCUUUCUUGGAUCAAUGACAGGCUUCAGCUCAAUCUAUCUCGCGUUGAGGAGGCCGCAUCUGGUGCUGUGCAAUGUCAGAUGAUGGACAUGACCCAUCCAGGAAUUGUUCCAAUGCAGAAGGUGAAUUUUGAUGCAAAGACCGAAUACGAUAUGAUCCAAAAUUACAAAGUUCUGCAGGAAAUCUUUAACAAACUCAAAAUUGACAAGCAUAUUGAAGUCAACAAACUUGUAAAGGGUCGACCUUUAGACAACUUGGAGUUUUUGCAAUGGCUGAAACGUUAUUGUGAUUCUGUAAAUGGUGGCAUUAUGAAUGAGAAUUAUAAUCCUGUGGACCGUAGAAGUAAGGGCAAUAAGGAACGAAAUCCCAAGGGUUCUCUUAGGACCUCGAAGUCACUGCAAGCAAACAAAUGUUAUAACCCUGGCUUGGGGACCAAAGAAGGCAAAGCAAACACUAUAGGUGUGGGGGCUGAUUCAUCAAAGGAAAUUCAAGCUUUGUCCACAGAGAUUACAGAUCUCAAGCUUUCUGUAAACCUUUUGGAAAAAGAAAGAGAUCUCUAUUUUGCGAAAUUACGGGAUGUUGAAAUACUUUGCCAGACUCCUGAAUUGGAGCAUCUGCCAAUAGCUGUGGCGAUUAAGAAGAUAUUAUACGCCGCAGAUGAAAAGGAGUCGGCACUUGCAGAAGCUCAAGAAAUCAUAAGUCAGUUGAUGAAUGUUGAUCAAACGGAUGUGGGUUCUGAGUCUAACUGA